This is a messenger RNA of Pseudonaja textilis, 2654 nucleotides long. RefSeq names its product cell adhesion molecule 4 (gene CADM4). Gene Ontology annotation, biological process: negative regulation of peptidyl-tyrosine phosphorylation; regulation of wound healing; regulation of Rac protein signal transduction. Gene Ontology annotation, molecular function: vascular endothelial growth factor receptor 2 binding. Lineage: Eukaryota; Metazoa; Chordata; Lepidosauria; Squamata; Elapidae. The record is from RefSeq and is a predicted model, not a curated record. Gene Ontology annotation, cellular component: cell-cell contact zone.
GUGCAGGUGCGGAGCCGUCGAGAGGGAGAGCGCGAGGCGGCAGAAGGGAGCGCGGCAGGAUGCGGUCGGCGCGGAGCUGCAGGCACUCGCCUUUGGCGGCCGCGGCGGGGAUUUUGCUGCUGUGCCUGGCGGGCCGAGUUAGAGCUCAGGAGGUCCAAGCCGAGAAUGUCACGGUAGCAGAAGGCGGGCAGGCUGAGAUCAAUUGCAAGCUGCACCAAUACGAUGGCUCCAUUGUGGUGAUCCAGAAUCCAUCUCGGCAGACGCUCUUCUUCAACGGCACACGAGCCUUGAAGGAUGAACGUUUCCAGCUGGUGGAGUUCACCCAAAAACAGGUCCGCAUUGUGCUCUCCAACGCCCGUCUGGAAGAUGAAGGUGGAUACUAUUGCCAGCUGUACACAGAAGAUACCCACCAUCAGAUCGCCAUCCUUACAGUGCUGGUUCCCCCGGACAGUCCUUUAGUGGAGGUGAAGGAACAGGCAGUAGAAGGAGGAGAAGUUGAACUCACCUGCAGCGUUCCCAGGUCACGCCCUGCGGCCACCCUGCGCUGGUACCGGGACCGGAAAGAGAUAAAAGGAACAAGCAGCAAGCAAGAAAAUGGGAAAGUGUUCAGCAUCACCAGCACGGUGCGUUUCCGAGUGGAUCGCAAGGACCACAGCAGCAUCGUGACCUGCGAAGCCAUCCACCCGGCACUGCGCGGCCAGCGGAAGCAGACGCAGUAUGUGCUAGAUGUACAGUAUUCACCCACAGCCAGAAUUCAUCCCCCUCAGGGAGUCAUGAGGGAAGGAGACACCUUAAUUCUGACUUGCGCUGUAAAUGGCAACCCGCUGCCCAGAGACAUUAAAUGGAGCCGAGCGAAUGAAACGUUGCCUGAGCGAGCCCUGACAGAGGGCGAAGUCCUGACUAUUCCCAGCCUCAGCAUGCUGGAUAAUGGCACCUACUCGUGCCAAGUGGCCAAUAAACAUGGACGGUCCUCGGACCAAUACGUGCUGGUAGUUUAUGAUCCUGGGGCUAUUGUAGAGGCCCAGACGUCAGUGCCCUAUGCCAUUGUGGGGGGUAUCCUGGCUCUUCUCGUCUUUCUUGUCAUCUGCGUCCUCAUCAUCAUGGUCUGGUGCUCCAUCCGGCAGAAAGGUUCCUACUUGACACACGAGGCCAGCGGGCUGGAUGAGCAUGGAGAAGCCCGCGAGGCUUUUCUGAACGGCGGAGAUGGUCAUAAACGCAAGGAGGAGUUUUUCAUCUAAGCCAGGGGAAGGAAGAGGAGGAGGAGGAGGAGGAAAAGGGGGGAAAGGGGUGUUGGGAGAAGCUGGCGAAGGAGAGGGUGCACUGGAAAGGGGAGAGGGUUGCAGAAAAGCUCUUGUUCCGGCUGUGGGUGGGUGGGGACGACUGGCUUCAAAAAAAAAAAUUGGGAAAAAAUGAACGAAAAGAUGCUUUAAGGAAUAUAUAAAGCCCCCAUUGUGUACAAAAACCGACCACCGGCGGCUCCCGCUCUCUUUUCCCGGUUUGAUUUUCCAAAACCGAGGAUUUUUUUUAAACCCCCCUCCCCUUAUCCAGGAAGCUCCGCCCCCGUCCCCACCCUCUCUGCCUUCAGAUGCCUCUUUCCACCAAAACCUUUUCCUCCCCACCCUGUUCCUUGGGUAGGGCUGGGUAGGGCAUGCUUAGCACUGUUCCCCCCCACCUCCAAAAACAAAGUGGGGAGGGGGCAGAGCUGCUGCAUUUCACACACCCCCCCCUUUUGGGGUGGAACCAGUACUUUGGGGGAGGGGGAUGUUUGUAAAUAAAGUCCUAACGGGAAAUGGAAGACACACCCCUCCCCCCAUGGGAGGUUGAAGGCGAGGGGCAUCCCUGUGCCCCCCCCCAGCCCCCCAAAAUUGCUUUGUUAGGUCCGACCUUCCCAGGUAUUUUAGCACUGAGAUUCACAGUAUUUGGGGAGGGAGGCAGGGCUAAUGGGGGGGGGGGAAGGUACCCUGGUCUUCUGGAUGGAUGGAGAACCCUUGACCUGGAGUCCUGGGUUCUGGAUGACCCUGAAGACCUCGUGUCCGUGCUCCUCACCCUCCGCUCUUCAGGAGUGCCGGCGUGAUGGCCGCCUGCCACGAGGGGCAUCUUGGGGAUGUCUUUGGGUUGGGUUGGGGUGUCUCUUUUCGGCUGCAUGCUUUUCCCGGUCAGGGCCGGGCUGCUCAAGGACUCUUGGGCUGUCAGAAGCAGGUUUUAUUUCUUCAAAGCCAUGAUAGUUUGGGGAGGGUAACGGAGGGAGGGGGAGGGAGGACGAGGACAGGGGGAGGGGGUGUCUGUCUGUCUGUCUGUCUCAUCCUUGUUAUUGUGACAUUCUCGGCCGGAGGGCAGGAAGUGGGACCCCCAAAGCCCACCGGAUCAUCCACUUCCCACGCCAUGUUCACCUCGUCAUCUGUCCCAUCUGGACAGCACAGCUUGUUGGGCCAGCUUCUGCGGGAGGUGGAAGACCUGCCUGUUUUUAUUGUUACGUUUUCAAGUCCGGCCGGCUGAAAUAUAUUGGUGAAUGCAGAUUAAAGUUGACUUGUCUCCGUCUCCUCCUCCUUUCCUUUUGACCACGUGGGGAGCCCCUAGGCCAGGAGUCUCCCACGUUGGCCGCUUUAAAGACAUGCGGACUUCAACUCCCAGAAUUCCUCAGCCAUCUUUGCUUC